Messenger RNA from Lactuca sativa (garden lettuce), 654 nucleotides. Its product is annotated as protein FAR-RED IMPAIRED RESPONSE 1-like. The record is from RefSeq and is a predicted model, not a curated record. NCBI's taxonomy places the organism in Eukaryota, Viridiplantae, Streptophyta, Magnoliopsida, Asterales, Asteraceae.
AUGAGAACCACAUCUCGUUCUGAAAGUGAGAAUUAUGCAUUUCACCAAAACACUCAUUAUGGUUCUAUUCUUGUCCAUUUUAUGAUUUCUUUUGAAGCUGCUAUAGAAAAGCAAGGAUUCACUCAAUCAUCAUUUGACUUCAAGACUAACGACAAACAUCCAACAAUGAGGACACCAUUUGAGAUCGAGAGGAAUGCAUCUAUCACAUUUGAUGAUGUUGAUGAGUGUCUUGUCAAAGAAUUUAUUCAUUACAUUCCUUCUAACUCAAAUGGUUCUCAUAUUGAUCCAGAAGUUGAAAAUGAUGAUCAAUGGGAUAUACCUAUACGUGAGUCUACUUACAAGGUUACACACAAUAAGUCUGCACAAACAUUUACAUGUCCUUGUAUGAAGUUUGAGCAAUUUGGUUUUUUGUGUCGCCGCAUUUUUACUGUAAUGAAGUCAUAUAACAUCAAAGAGAUUCCUUCCAAAUAUUUACUAAAACGUUGGCAGAAGGACAUCAUCCUCACAGAACUAUUGAAAAAGUGUUUUCGUUAUGUUGAUUCUGACGAGAAUACCCAAAGAGUUGCGCUUGAUAUAUUUUCUACUGUUGACAAUUGUGUAUCUUCUAUUGAUGAGGAGACCAUAACUUCAAACUCCUUUUCUGGCAUAUUCUAG